AUGUCUAAGAUCAAUGCAAGAGGCUGGUGUGCAUUUUGGGAUGGAAGGUUCACAUACGGUGUAAGGGAAGAGAUAACUCAAACUAGGUUUGUGGUUAAUUUAUUAGAGAGGACUUGCUCAUGUAAUGAAUGGAAAAUCAGCGGCGUACCGUGCAACCAUGCAGUAGCUGCUAUUUGGAGUGCAAAAGAGCAACCCGAGCACUAUGUUGCCACUUGGUUCAGAAAGGAAACUUAUUUAAAGGCUUAUGAUUUCCUAAUGGAGCCUUUAAAUGGUCCUCAUGAAUGGCCAUCAUCAAAUAAUCAUAAUAUCUUGGCUCCUCCUUUUAAGAAGCUCAAAAAUAGACCAACAACAAAAAAGAAAAAACAAGUUUGGGAGGUGACUGCAAGUGGGAAGAUGAAGAAAACGGGUAUACAGAUGACAUGUAGUCAUUGUGGUAGUCAAGGACAUAACAAAAGGGGUUGCCAGCUCACUUAA
Molecule: messenger RNA, 474 nt
Organism: Chenopodium quinoa (quinoa)
Lineage: Eukaryota; Viridiplantae; Streptophyta; Magnoliopsida; Caryophyllales; Amaranthaceae
Exons: 1
Coding region: 1-474 (157 amino acids)
Molecular function (GO): zinc ion binding
Source: RefSeq, a predicted model, not a curated record